UUCAUCGUCUCUGUAAAACUUGUCUGCAAAUAUACUAUAAAAUGAUUCGAUGGAAAAAAAAAAUCAUGUUUUUAUUAAUGUUAUUAAUGUUAUUAUUGGUUGCAACUAUUAAUACGAGAUAUAAGGUAUUAAAAACGAUCGAUAAAAACUCCGUCAUGUAUUUUAAUCAAACAGAGAAAGAAAGUGAAAUAAUUAGUAAUAAUUUAUACAAAACACAGUUACUAAAUUUGACUGAGAUAAAUGAUUUAAUUCCAAGCACUAUUAAAACUAUGCAAAGUACAAAUCAAAAAGAUAUACUCGCAAAAGAAAUGGAAAUACUUUCACACAUAAUAUUUGACUCCGUAGAAAAAAAUAACGCAAUAGUUUACACGACUGUAAUCAUAAUUUCUUCUCAUGUUUAUUACAGAAACAGAAGAAAUAUGAUUCGAGAAUCCUGGGGAAAUAGUUAUAAUUGGAUAACAAAUGAAAAAUAUUUAGUUGUGUUUUUUGUGGCUAGGAUAACAGAUGCAAAAGCUACGAUACAUAUGGCAGAUGAAUCAAAAGUACAAAAAGAUAUUGUUUUUGUUGAUAUUAUAGAAGAUUUUUACUUACUUACCAAAAAGGUAAUCAUAGAAUUAGUGUGGGCAAAAAAAAACGUAAAAUUUAAAACACUUUUAAAAGGUGACGACGACGCAUUUAUAAAUAUAGAUAACAUAAUGAACUUUAUUAAAAGUAUUGAUAUUACAGACGGAUACUUCGGAAAUGUUAUCUAUAAUGGCCGUGUAAAAAGAUACGGUCGAUAUGGAGUGUCUAAAGUAGAAUUUGAAAAUGAUUAUUAUCAUCCAUACUGUUCUGGAGGAGGCUUUAUAUUAACAAACUCAAGUGUAUAUAAAAUGACAUCAAUAUUUGACUUAAACAAAGUAUUUCGAAUAGAUGAUGCCUAUGUAGGAGAAAUUGCUUUUCAAGCAGGGAUAACAGCGCAUCAUAAAAAUGGUUUUUAUAUGAACAAUGGUAUAUGCAAAUAUUUUAAAGAAACUUUGGUCACACAUCCCGCUGAUAAUCCUGGUUGUAACAGUUUUCUGUUAAGUAGAUCAUUAAUUAAUAAUAAGAAACUUCCAAGAAACCUUCGUUUGGAAAAUCACGCAUGCUUUGACGAAAAUAUUUGUUGAACUUAAAUCACGUUUGUUUUGCAAUGAAAAUGCGUAUUACACGUGAACUCAAAUAUGCAAAUAAGGGUGUUAUUUCACUGGCUUUAAAAACGGAGCGUAUAGUGACUUACUCAGCAUAGUUUAAGGAAAGAUCCGAACGAUUUUCAUUUCAAUAAGUGACUAAAAACCUCUUAUUUUAUCUUUAUGUAAACAGUAAAAAAACGUUAAAAUCCAAGUUUUCACAUUAGUUUUCACACAUAGCAAUUUACUAUCAUAACCUCUUUAUAGUCGUUUGAGUAAAUUACUUAACAGAAACGUUUCAGCUUUUGUAUAACUUCUGCCCCAUUGCAUUAAGCUAAAACUUCAAACUCAUAGAUAAUAAAAUCACUAUUUGAAAACAAAAUAAAACAACGAGCUUUGUAAAUUUUUUUAAAUAAAACAAUCAAAACGCGCAUAAAGUAAAACGACAUUUUUUGAAAGCGACAGGGCCUAAACGCUAUAUUUUUCUUCGGAUCUCUCCUUAACUACGCUGAGUAGUAAAUCUUUGAUAUAUACGAUAUAAAUAAACAUUUACUAACUGA
Messenger RNA from Hydra vulgaris (swiftwater hydra), 1708 nucleotides. Its product is annotated as N-acetyllactosaminide beta-1,3-N-acetylglucosaminyltransferase 4. Gene Ontology annotation, cellular component: Golgi membrane. Gene Ontology annotation, molecular function: hexosyltransferase activity. The record is from RefSeq and is a predicted model, not a curated record. Lineage: Eukaryota; Metazoa; Cnidaria; Hydrozoa; Anthoathecata; Hydridae.